GGGGUCGAGAUCCUUCAGUGAGAUAUGUGUAACGCAAGCGCGCAUGCCACAUCUUUCCAACAUACCUUUUAAUAUCGAUGCAAUACUUUUAGAUUUAGAGAUUCUUUGAUAUCUUUCUAUAAUCCUACCCCAAUGGACACUUACAAACAAACUUUUUCGAAUAGUGGUUUAUGCUCGAACACUUCCGUUGAGACUCAACCAGGUCUUGAGGUGGGAUAUGCUCCUUCACAGCAAACAGGGCAAUGAACAUCAAAGGAAACCCACUCUGGAAUACAGGGUAAAAAGAGUACAAUAUUAGAGCGUAGACAAAUUGCGGGGUUGUCAGUUGAAACAUUUUGGGCUUUGGUCGUCUUGCUGUGUCUCGUUGUCGUGGGUGGAAUAGGUGGAGGUGUAGUAGCUGGAAUCGCGGCACAAAGGAAUAAUUGCAAAAGCACAGGUGUCGACACAACUUUGGGAGUAGAUGGUUCUGCCGCUGGGGCAUGCUCGACAAUAGCAAGCGUCAUAUAUUCCACGAGCAUCAUAAACUCGAUAGCACCUUCAAGCACAAGCUCAGGAUUGUUUAUGGAUAAUUCAAAUAUAGCUUCACCAUCUACAACAUCAUCCCUGCCAUCUACUCCAUCAGUGUCUACUGCACCAAUUUCCCAUUGCUCCGAUGAAUUUUCCACCUUCAAUGAUUCUCUUGUUCAGCCGCUCUCUUCAGAGGGUUCAGCUAUCAAUCUAUCAGGAACGGCUCAGACUUUUCGCGUCGCCUGUUACACGAACUAUCCGUCUGGCGCUCAAUAUGGAAAUCCAGGUAUCCAUGACAUCAUGAAGAUAUAUAUGCCAGAUCUAAACCAGUGCAUAAUGGCCUGCGCAGAGUAUAACGCGGGUUACUCGACAAAUCUGCAAGGUGGGAUCGACGUAGGAGGAGGGUUAUGUAGGGCGGUCAGUAUGGUAAUAAAGAAUGGGGAGUAUUGUUAUUUGAAGAAUGGAACUGGUGUCAACAAUACAGCUAAUAGUGGGGGCAAUGAAGUCCGAAAGGAUAGUGCUAUCUUGCAAUAAUUAAGAAGUCAUAUGCACGAGGUAAUUCAAAUAGAAGCA
Messenger RNA from Botrytis cinerea B05.10, 1080 nucleotides. RefSeq lists its product as hypothetical. The record is from RefSeq and is a predicted model, not a curated record. The coding region runs from base 562 to 1041 and encodes 159 amino acids. The transcript is spliced from 3 exons. Lineage: Eukaryota; Fungi; Ascomycota; Leotiomycetes; Helotiales; Sclerotiniaceae.